AUGUUACCAUCGCCAAGAUCAACCAAGAACUCAUCAACAUUCCAUUCGCUGACGUCGAGCACUCCUGAAAGAUACCUUCUCUUCAGACCUCGGUCAACCCAACCAAUCCCUUACAACUCUCUUGAGAUGCUUGCAUCUGUAACAACUGCAAUUCUUGAUGUUGCCGCAUCCCGCCACCCGCAGCCUCAAAUCUCGUAUGCGACUCCGACCAACGAUAUCAUGCUCCUAACCGGCUUGGUCAAGCUAUUUACGAGGUCUAGACCUCUCACCUUGGCCAUAAAUAUUUUGAGAGAGAAAUUGGCUGCAAAAAUUUGCAACCAAUCUUCACAACCAACUCCUAUGAUAGUCACCCCUGACAAAAGAGUAAAGAUAACUGAAGCAAAUUUCCAGCGGUUCCUUGAAGAGAUCCCGGAUGAAACGUUAGACCUUCUUUACGAUGACCUUGUUCAAUUUUCAAACAUUAUCCUCAAUUUAAAAUUGACCAAGAGAUCAUGUAAAAGGUCUCAUCUGGAAAUAGACUCGGUCUCGGACACAGACUCCGACCAGGUAGUGUUCACUCCUCCUCCUCCUCCUCCUCCCACAAAGAGACCUAUUUUCAAACAGGCACCUACAGAAUGUAGGGUCACUGGGUGUAAUCAUUGUGGAUUGAAGAAUACUCCCGAAUGGAGAAGAGGGCCCGAUGGAUCUAAAACUUUGUGCAAUGCAUGUGGAUUAUUCUUCACGAAGUUAUCGAAAAGAAUGGGGAGAGAAGAAGCAGCACGUAUAAUGGCAAGUAGAAAGAGAUCGGGACAACUGUUAAACCGAACAGUUCCCAUCAGACAAAUAGUCCCGGUCAAAUCCAUGUCUGUUGGCUCAUCUACAACACAGUCACACUUAAAGACUAAUACUAAACGAAUGCUUGAAUAA
Messenger RNA from [Candida] anglica, 906 nucleotides. The record is from the annotation of a GenBank genome assembly. Lineage: Eukaryota; Fungi; Ascomycota; Pichiomycetes; Serinales; Debaryomycetaceae.